This is a messenger RNA of Arabis nemorensis, 639 nucleotides long. The record is from the annotation of a GenBank genome assembly. Lineage: Eukaryota; Viridiplantae; Streptophyta; Magnoliopsida; Brassicales; Brassicaceae.
AUGAAGGCUUCUCUCAAAGGCAAGUACGAUGCCGAUAAGACCACCGGAAUUGGUUCCCUCGCCUUUAACGCCGGCGAUCUUAAGCUACGUGCUACCAUGACCGAUGCUACCGUCGUCGCCGGCCCUAGCUUGAACGGUCUCUCUCUCGCCCUCGAGAAGCCUGGUUCCUUCAUCGUCGAGUACAACGUCCCUAAGAAGGAUGUUAGGUUUCAGUUCAUGAACACGGUUAGGAUUGCUGAGAAACCAUUGAAUUUGACUUACAUUCAUAGCAGACUAGAUAACCGGACAAUUGUCGAUGGGAGUCUCGCGAUUGAUCCUGCAAACAAACUUUCUGCUAAUCACAUGGUUGGCACUAACAACUGUAAGCUUAAGUACACUUACGUCCAUGGAGGGGUGGCUACGUUUGAGCCAUGCUACGACUUGGCCAAGAACACAUGGGAUUUUGCGGUUUCUCGAAGACUUUAUGGCGAUGACGUUGUCAAGGCAACUUAUCAGACGUCUAGUAAGAUGUUGGGUAUGGAAUGGUCGAGGAACUCCAAAUCAACUGGAUCUUUCAAGGUUUGUGCGUCUGUGAAUCUGGCAGAGGAAGUGAAAACGCCGAAAUUGACCGCAGAAACUACAUGGAACCUUGAAAUUUAA